UGUGAUCCACUUCCAAUGCUCUUCCUAAUUCUUAGCUUAUGUCUCAUUUCAUUCAGACACACCAAUUCUCAAUCUCCCGACGUUGUCUCAUCAUUAGUAGAUAUCAGCCAAGCCGUUGUUGCUGGCAAACAUCUCUCCACAGAGUUAACAAGCUAUCUCAACAAAGAGGAAUCUCGUCUAGAUAAACUUCGUGAAGUUAUCCUACGAUUAGACUCCGCGCUAGAGAUCUUCAAUGCCUCAGAUCCAAAUCAAUUGUCCCUUCCAUCGAUCGAAAGCGAAGCAGCGGCUAACCCGAUUUCAGCAUUUCUUGCCAUUGUUCGACUUGCGGCAAACUGGUCAAGUGAAUUGUCUGUGAUACUAGGAUUUCCAAAUGUGGAUCCUGACAAAGUAGACUCAAUUAGUUAUAAAGAUACCUCAAUGGGAGUGUAUAAUGAAUUUGACUCAAGAAGAAAUCUAUAUUUGAGGCUAAAAUGGUACGCGAGUAUGCUUCCUGAUGAUAGGGAUGUUCAAGGUGCAUUGGAUGCUGUGAUUAGGCUUCAACAAACAUACAAUAUUCCAUCUAUAGAAAUAGCGGAAGGGAGAAUUCUGCCCUCAUCCCCGUCUCCUCGUUUAUCAGACUGGCAUUGCAUGAAACUCGGCCUCUUCUGCUACGAAUCGGGCGAUUACGGCCGUGCAAUUGAAUGGUACAAUGUGGUAUUGGAUCGACUCAACGCCAAGAGAAAGGAAGACAAACUUGAGACAGGAAAGGGUGCUGUGUCAUUUGCAUCGCUUUACGAUCACCUAUCCUACGCUCUUGGUCGGUCCGGAAGAUAUAAAGAAGCACUAGAAGUCACAAAGAAACUGUUAAUAGAAGGUGAAAGGGCGGUUGACCAGGAAGCAUAUAUUUUCGAUGACCUUUGCAGAAAGGCUAAUGCAUGGAGUCCCCCUAAAUCCAACUUGAACUGCAGAUAUUCCACACCUCAUCCUUACUUCCUGAUUGGACCCCUGAAAGAAGAACUCUUGCAGGAAGAUCCACCUAUUAUACUCUGGCAUGAUUUUGUUAGUCAAAAAGAAGUGGAUGAAAUUAUUGAGAUCGCCAAGCCAAAGCUGAGAAGAGCACUGGUUCGCAACCCUGAAAGUGGAGUUCUCGAACCCGCCGCCUACCGAGUGACCAAAAAGCAAGCAAAUGUUGCCCUGUCAGGUCAAGUUCAUGGAUGUCGGGCUUGCUAUUUGAAUGACUAUGGACUUCCAAUUUCGAAUUUUAGCGUUUGGUUACCGGAUGAUUUGAAUGAAUUAACGAAGCGCAUAAACAAACGCAUAAGCAUGGCCACUGGACUGAGCAUUGAACACGGGGAAGAACUUCAAGUUGCUAACUACGGACUUGGGGGCUACUACGCACCUCACUACGACUACGCAAGGGUAAACUUGAAUUCUUUUUUUUCUUUUUGUAUACGUUAA
This is a messenger RNA of Rodentolepis nana, 1437 nucleotides long. The record is from the annotation of a GenBank genome assembly. Lineage: Eukaryota; Metazoa; Platyhelminthes; Cestoda; Cyclophyllidea; Hymenolepididae.